This is a messenger RNA of Paramuricea clavata, 24045 nucleotides long. The record is from the annotation of a GenBank genome assembly. Lineage: Eukaryota; Metazoa; Cnidaria; Anthozoa; Malacalcyonacea; Plexauridae.
GUUUUUUUUCCGGGAAAAUCCCACAAAAGCGGUAGGUUUCGCUAAUUUUAUUUAUUUAAAUCAAUUAGUAGGUAAGACGUGAUGUUCUCAAUGCAUGUUGAUAAUAUUUAGUAUAUAUUUCCCUCUUAAACGUUGUCAAAGUGACUGAAAAACAAAGCAGUAUUAAUGGCUAUGGAUAGGAAGACGAGAGAUUGUCUCACUAUUUUAUUUUCGAUUAUAAGUUCCUAUUUUACAAAUUUUUAAUGAAUUAAACAAUUUUUUGUGUUUUAUUAAAAGUCAUCGGUCAUACUUUAAACAUACCAUACGGCAAAUCCGCUGAAAAUUGUAAAAAAUCGGUUUCUAAGAAGAAAACAAUCAUCACAAACUUCAUAUUCUGGCUGGCUUAUUUUCUCUUCAGAUGGCACUUCGGCUUUGAACAUGAACAGAGAUUUGUUCAAAUUAACAUCACUGAUUUGGGAAUACGACGAGAAUCGGCCAUAACUAUGUUGACUUUUUGCUAUAAUAAAUUUUGCAUGAACAACUACCAAAAUACAAAGAAAAUUUUGAAUAGCCUCACAGUAGCUCGGAAGAGUGAUUUUUUUGGCUCGAUUUGACAAUUGCUUUUGUGUUUACAACAAUGAAUUCCUUCGUUCUUUAGAAAACCCCCAUCCAAUUGGAGAUGACCUUCCGAGGCACUGCGAGGCUUCCAAUUUUUUCUACAAGAUAUAUUAUAAUGGAGUGAUUGAAUUUUACAAUUAUUAUACAAUAAGAUAAAAAUUGAAUAAUACAGUAAUAGUGUUCACAGUAUAAAUCCGAAUGUGAACAAAUGUUUUUUAUAAUAAAUAUUAUAAUGUGGAGUGUAGCUAGAGGUUUGAUUGAGGGCUGAAGUGGCGAAAUGAGCCAGUCAGAAUAUGAAGUUCAUGAAGGAUAUUUUCUUUUUAUUUGCAAUAUGGUAUGUCCUAUGUAGGAUAAUUUCACUGUCGACUUUUAAUAAAACACAAAAUAAUAGAAGAAAUACGAGAGAACUUUGCUCGCAGGGUAAAAAAUAGUUUAAUUAAAAAUCCGUAAAAUAACGACUAAAAGAGACAAUCUCUCGUCUUCGUAUCCGUAGCCAUUACUGCUCUGUUUUUCAGUGACUUUGACAACGGUCAAUAUAUGCCAAAUUUUAUCAACAUGCAUUGAGAACAUCACGUCUUACCCACUAAUUGAUUUAAAUAAUUAAAAUUAGUGAAACCCACCGCUUUUGUGGGUGAUUAUCAACAACAAUCUUCCUAACUGCUUCGUACUGCUGUUCUUUCAACUUAAUAUCUUUUCCCCAAUUUUCUUGAAAGCGAAAAACCAACGCUUCAUGGAGCGGUCGUGUAUUUUUAUUCAUAUUUACAAUAAACCAUAUAUUUCGUUGUUGCCAAUCAGAAGCCAGUUUGAUUUGGAUUUGGCCAGAGCCCCUCGUCGUGCGCGUAAGAAGAGCUCUGGGUACGAGAAGGACCAUACCACAUUGCAGCAAACUACACCACAACAUACCAUACCGCAAUUUACCAUAGCACACUAUACCACAUCGUUAAUCCAUACCACAUCACACCAUAUACUAUACCAUACUAUACCAAACUAUGCUAUACUAUACUAACAACAUAAAACGCUCUCUGAGUUUCCAGCGAUAUACAUACCCUUUUCUAGAUAUAUACCUAAUAAUAAUAAACGAACGAACGAAUGUAUUCCUUCUACUCGUGAGCUCAUUUACCAUUGUCACAUAUAGUAAAUGUCCAGGCCUUGUGACCCUGGAUGGGCACUUAAAAGGAAAGAAUACACACACACAAACUGCGCAUGAACGAACGUUCAAAGUGAAUGCCUCUUGUUAGCCACCUUUAUUAUUAUUAGGUAUAUAUCUAGAAAAGGGUAUGUAUAUCGCUGGAAACUCAGAGAGCGUUUUAUGUUGUUAUUUUAUUUCCUGAGUACGGGUCUUCGACCAAUUUCAUAUUGCUAUACUAUACUGUAUAAUACCACAUCAUAUAAAACACGCCAAAUCAUGCCAAACCACGAAAUCUAGACUUGGUUCAAGUCCGUCGAGAAGAGAAGGCAGUGACAGACUUGGGACAUUUGCAGCAUUUCGAAUGUUACUUGCAAAAAUUGGCAAGAAGAUUUGUUGUUGUUCCCAACUCGCAAGCCACGUCUCAGUAGGACUAAUCCGACGGUAAAUUUGGCGCGCUUGCAGGGUAUCCAAGUCCGUCUCUACCUACUUCUCUCUCAUAUUUUCGGGCCAUUUUUGACCGCUCGCGUGCAUCGCUAUUUUCAACCCCUUGAAUAACGGACUUAAAUCAAGUCUACAAAAAGCCAUAUGACAACACACCCAACUACAUCAUAUCAUGAAUGUUAAUGCGAUAAUGAAGAUCGAAUUGCGCUAGUUUUGUGUUAUUCCAGACAAUAUGUCGUUGGAACGUAUUCGGCAACUUCCCACUCUAAUCUUAACUUUAACCAAUUUGCAACAAGUUGAACCUAAUAGUAACACAAAUUAGGGGCGGACCAUUAGAAAUCCCUGGAGGGGGGUAUAAAAUUUUUGCGGCACGAAAUUUUUUUUAGUCUAAUGUCUCUGCAGGAUUGUUUUGUAAGGCAUUUAACCUCUGCACGUAUUUUUUUUCAAGACUAUUUGCACUUUGCUGUUUGCUUGCAUUUUUAUUUGCGCGAAUUUUUUUGGGGGAAUUUUUCACCCCCCCCUCCCGGGAUUUCUAAUGGUCCGCCCCUUAGCAAUAGGAACAUACGAACGUUCUAAGCAUAACCGUUAAUAGUAUGAUAAUAAAUUAUCGAUAUUUAAAAUACUCUGAAAAAAUGUGUAGUAUAUCUUUUAAGUAGUGGCUAUAGUGUUUCAUUGCUGUGGUUGCCAGAUAUCAUGUGAUCAGAGAGAUUCCAGCAGCAAAUAAACAAAGAAAAACAUAAUUUACAAUUCAUCUAUCAUCAUAACAUCCGGCAGCUUUGAUGGUGAAAAAUCAUUGAAGAUGAGGCUUUUUACCUACAAUUAUAUACUACAUUUCUUUUUAAUUUAAAGUUACCCAAAUAUUAGGGUGACAUGUGAAGUUUCCUUCAGGCCAUUCGUCGAUAUUGUCAAAAUAUUAUAGCUCAAAAUAGUUUAUUUAGCUCUGAUUCGUAAAUUAAUGACAGAUUCGGGAAAUACAAUCAACGGACGAUAUCCUAACUAUUUAUGUCCUAACCGAUACCCUAUUCUGAUGUUCCACAGUAUUGGACUAACUCGUUGAUAAAACAAGAUUGGCAGAACAAAACGAGAGACUUACUAGAAGUAACAAAGGCGUAUACGCGUUUACUUUGAAAGACAAACGUUAUACUAGCUCAAUAGCUACCUAACAUGCAUAUUUCGUAUAAAACCAUUAGAAGGUUUAUGAGAGUUGGCAUUAAGUUCGAAGACCGUAUGGCCGGAAAGAUAUACCAGUGUAUACCAUGACAAUAUAUUGAGUUGCUGUUCGGAUUUGCGAGUGUUUAUCUAUCUAUAUGUACUCAGACUAUUUCGGCUAUUAGUAAACAUUAUGUGGACAAGUAGAAUGUUUCCUCUCUGUCAAUUAGAUUAAGGUCAAAAUUUGCUAUGAUUCGAGCAGAAAAGCGAAGUAUGAUGCCUACAACUCUUGCUGGUCGUCGGAGAUCCGGAUAAAUUAUUGAUUGGUUAUAGAAAGGCUUGGUUACGAAUCAAGGGUGACUUUGUCCUAAUGUGCAUGGGAGUAAAUGUAUGCCUUCAGAGCGCGUACUAUGUACGCCUUCGUAUUCAUUAAUAUUAUUAUCACCUUUUUCACAGAUCUCUCCUUCGUAUCCCUUCUUACAUAGACAUUUGAAAGGUUUCUCUGGAUCCCAGAUCAUUGUUCCACCAUUCUGACAUUCAUUCACUUCCCCUCUGCACGAUGCCUUCAAAAUAGUUGAUUAUACAUGAUCACAUGCAAAUAUACUGGUAUUUAUUUUAAAGACUCGAAAUGUUUAAAUACCAGACAAGUUAUAUUUUGUUUUAAAUAGCUAGUCGAUUCAUAUUUGAACCAACAUUUGAGUAUACCAAUUGCCUUUUACAGUCCAUGUCGAACGACAAAAUGUCCCAAUUGUUAUUUUCUGCUCGGCAUUUUCGUCAAGCAACGCUCAAAUAUAAAAUUCAAAGCUUAUUGUUAAAACAAUACAGUUUUAUGUAAACGUGUGAAAAAAAAUAAUAUCCCAUGUUCAAAACAUGUCCAUUUUUGAACAAGAGCUAUACAGACCUGCUAAGAAAUUGCUAUCAAAUAAUUUACAGACCUUUUGCAAAAAAUAUCUUAUUAGAAAAAAUAUCUCGAUCAAAUUAAGGGUUGGGAGUAUAUACGUGACUCGAAUUCCUAUAUUUGGGAACGUUUUCCGAUAUACAAUAUUUUUCAACAGUUCCAGGAAUUAAAAUUUUUAAAAUGGGACAGUUUUUAUCUGGGAGAGUGGAGGCUAAUUUCCAUAAAUUUCAUGGACGUUCAUAAAAUUAUUAAACGGAAAGUUUGAAAGACUCUAGGAAAAGUCUGAAAGAAUCGAGCAUGGAGAGUUAUAUAUGGUCAACGAAAUUCCGUAAGGCAGCCAAUAAGAAAUAGGUCCUGUGCACUUCAGGUUUUUAAAUGUUUAAAUGGAAUAACGCCAAAAGCCUUUCAAGAUUAUUUUAAAAUGUUGCACAUGCUAAAUGUACACGUGCGAAUAACACGAAUAUUGUCCUUCCGAAGAUCAGAGGGCCGGUUGUUGAAAGUUCGGUUAGCGCUAACCUGUUUUAAAAUAUAACCCGCUGUUCUAGUUUGUGUAUUUCUGUACGUCUGUUUAUUUCAAAACUUCAGAGAAAUAAACUCCUAUCGAUCUCCGGAUCUCUGAAAAAUAUUUCAAAAUUUAUAGACAAGUUGUCAGAAAGUUUUCUUUGAAUUUUAGGUUAAUCUAGGGUUAAGCCAGCUAACCCAGCUUUGACUACCCGGUCCUUGAACUGGAACUGGAAAGAAUACCUUUGCUUACCAAGGACCGGAAAUUAUUUUUAACAAACUACCUAUAGUGAUUUGAAGACAGAAUCAUCACUUUAAGAUGAAAGUCUAGCUGCAAAGGUUUUAUCUUUGACUCUUAAUCUGUACAUACAUACAUUUUAUAUAUUUUAUACAAUUUUAGGGAACUAUCAUUGCUUAAUGUAAUAUUGGUAAUAUAGUUUUAGUUUUAGUGGACAGUAACAUCGACAGGUCCUUGGUUGAUACCAGUAAUCUAUGUUGCUGAAAUAAGUUUUUAACCUGUAUAAAUAUCACAAUGAUAUUAUUGUUUUUAUUACUAUUAUAUUCUCCCGCAAAUAUUGGCGUCUAGGAGUGGGAAUCUUUUUUAUAUUUUUAAUACAUUCGUGUAAAAUUUCCAUUUUCGUGUGAAAUUUUUACUCUGAUCGGACAUUUUAAGCAGGAGGGGGGCUUAGCCUUCUUUUUCAUAAUUUUCCCUCUAGCCCUCCGCCUGUUCCGCUACCUAUGUAAAAUAAUUUAGAGCGAUUCUGGUAUUAAUGGUGGCUAUACCCUUAGUUUCCAAAUAAUCUAAAACGUAUAUACAUAAUUGCUUACCACCUGACUUCGGUCAACAUUAUCUUUGAUGAACGUCCAAACUCGCUUUUUUCUGCUGGCAUUAUUGUCAAAAUUAUGUUGAGUCGUAUUUGUCAACUGACAGUUCCAUUCGUUCCCCUCAGACUUCUCCUUGUAGUUGAAUGCAACACAGAAACGGUAUUCUGCGCAAUUAAGGCCGCAAACCUCGUACGUUGGUUCUUUGAAUUGAGCGAUGAUGUUUGUUUUUAAACUAGUCACAUCUAAAAAUAUUAAUUUAUUCAUUCUGUGGUUUCAUAUAACGUCACGUGGGCGGCAAGGGUCCGUGGCAAGGCUAAAUGAGAGCGUUUAUGUUGUUUUAUGUUGGCCAAUAUAAUAGUCGGAAAACUCAUUUACAUGACAGCCAUUUUGUUUCCUAGCUCUUUCGGUUGGCUUCGUUUAAAUGAUUCACCCACACUUUAGUCAAAUUAAGCUAAAUUAUCAAGGGAGAAAAGUAGGCCCUCAGAAAUUUACUUAUAUAAUUGCUAUAACUUAAAUGACUUAGUACUACAUUGAACUGGUUAAACCGAUUCCAAGUAUCUCUUUUGUCCUUUAGUAUAAUAGUAUCGAUCCACGAUAGUGUACAUUACAUGACGUAGUAUACGGAGGGGCGGAGCGAGAAAGAGAGACUUUGCUCAUCAGCAAUCAGUUCAGUUAGAUGUCAAGUUGAUUUUCAGGUAAAUUCAGGUAGAUUUACAGAAGAUAUUCGGGUAAAUUCAAGCCAAUACAGGUGAUUCCUAGGACAAGAGAAAGUUAAUUCUAGAAAAUAUCUUUGAAUUCGGAAAAAACUGAGGUGUUUUUGACAAAAUUUGGGGAAAAUACGUUCUGUCCGGAAAAAUUUUUUUGAUGCCACGAAAAACUGUGAUAUGUCCGGAAAAUUUUUUGUAAUUGCCGUAGAAUGAUAGUAUGGCCGAAAUUUUUUUGGCGACGGGGGGGACGAGAUCUCAACAAGAUAAUUGGAAAAAAAUUUUCAGGUAAAAUUUGAAAUUUGGAUCAAUUUCAGGUAGAUUUAACCAAACACCCCCUGACGCGAGUUCCUCGCGACGGCACUGACCGGGCUAGUUUUCCAAAGGUCGUAGGUUCGAUUCCCACCGUGGCCACGCAUAUUUUUCAAGCUUGCCCGGUGUGGAUAUACACUUAGAGUAACACCACAAGCAUCAUUAAAAAAGCUUUCGACUCAAUCGACCACUCUAUCUUACUAAAAAAGAUGAAUGAGCGAUUUAGAAUUUAUGGGGUUGAACUAAAAUGGUUCGAGUCUUAUCUUACAAAGAGACAACAAGUGAGUUUUGUCGUCAAUGGUCAUACAUCAUCACCUAGACAAAUAAUAUCCACAAGACUUCAUUCUUGGUCCACUAUUGUUUUUACUAUACAAGGUGUAUAAAAAACUGAACAGAUUUGAAAUUGCUCUCAAUUUCGAAAAACAGCUAUUAGUAUCCAUUUUUUUAUAUAUAUGGCUUCUUUGGGUACUUGUAAUGUAGAAAAAUGAAAAAAUUUUCGCGAACACAAAUUUUGUAAACCAGGUGGGUUUGUCUUUUCCAACAAACUAAAAAUGGCUUGCUCACGCAAUUUAAAAGAUAUAAUCGUAUUUUGAGUUACCGGAUGAAAAAUGUGUUGGGUGUUUAAUUGCUGCACGAAAUUGCAGACAAUUUGCUUCAGUUUAAGCCCUUCAACUAUUCAUGCAAACUUAUGUUUUUCCAAAAAAAUCAGCAAUUUGCAUGCUUAAUUAAUGCAGUUGCCCAAUUUGCAUAUGUCAGCAAUAUGCAAAUUAGGUAAAGGCAUUAAUUAAGCAUGCGAAAAGCUGAUUUAUUAGAAGCAAAUGGAUAGUUAAAGGGCUUAAACUAAAGCAAAUUGUCUGAAAUUUUGUACAGUAAUUAACUCAAAAUACGAUUAAAGCUUUUAAAUUUCGUGCGCAAGCCAUUUUUAGUUUGUUAGAAAAGACACACACCCCUGGUUCACAAAAUUGGAGCUCGAGAAAUUUUUUUCAUUAUUCUACCUUAUAAGUACCCAGCGAAAUUGAGAGCAAUUUCAAAUCUGUUCAGUUUUUUUUAUACAUGCUAUAUGUUAACGAUAUGCCAAAGUGUCUAAAAUCUACAACCCCUUGCCUCUGCGCUGACGAUACCGAGAUUUUUCCAUCAUCACUUGAUUAUGAUACACGUGUUAAAAACCUAGAUGAUGAUUUAAAAAAUCUUCACAGUUGGGUUGCCAAAAAUAAGUUACAACACCCGGGCCAACUAAAACAAAAUUGAUGUUCAUUGGAUCACCAUACAAUCUUAAAAAUAUGAUUGGUGAUGCUACUGUAUUUUUUUGCGACAAACCAGUUCCAUUUUAACUCAUUCUCUUAAAAGCUUAAGAGCAGACAUCGAUGAAAAUUUGAGCUGGGAAAAACAUAGUGACAAAAUAUGUAAAAAGGCAAAUGCCGGUAUUGGGGCUAUUGAAAGCGCUAAUUACAGGUAAACUACGUGAAGCGUUCCUCUUUUCACUUCCUAACUCAUUUGGAAUUUUCCUCAUUAGCUUUGCAGAUUUGAAAAACUCUUUGCAAAUCUCUUGAGGGAAUUUGCAAUGUUCCUAUCGGCUGUUGCAAUAUUCCAAUGCAAACAAACUUCAUUAUAAAUUUUCCUAACUUCAUAGCUGCAUCUUGUUAAGUCUCAAAUUCUUUUCGAUAACACACUAGGAAAUACUUUCGAUUUUCAUGUCCCGAAUUCGAAACGGCCUGGUUGUACCGAAUAAAGCAUUAACAGAUAGCCCAUAUACCGUAGAUGUGAAGAGUGAAAAUUUUUAGAAUGUCGCAAAUUGACAGUUCUGCUCUAAAGAGCUUGAAGCGCAAUAGAAUGCGCGCCUAUCAAAUCUACAUCUUGUUUAUAAGUCUCAAAUUCGUUUCAAUAUAACAUACUGAAAAGAGCUGCGAUAUUUAUGUCUAUACAAACGGAGACUUUAUGCUUAAAUAGGGCAAAGACAGAAAGCCUGUAGACCAUAGAUUUGAAAUAUGAAAUAUUUAGAGUGCUGCACAUUCAUGGUUCUGCUCUAAUGGGCAUAAACGCAAUAGAAUUGGUGCCUAACUCGCAUUUUGUUAAGUCUCGAAUUUUUUUCGAUUACGCACCCGGAAAACGUGGAAUUUCCAAGCCAAGAACGGCUUUUCAACAAGUUGUACUAGCAAUGUUGUUAUCUAUCAAGUUGCCAGAAGGUUGUCACUCACAACUUGUUGACAAAGGGGUCAAACCUAGGUCCUUUAAAUGGCUAAUAAGUAAUAAGUUAACAUUAAACCUUACGAAAACUGACUAUAUGCUUAUUGGAUCACAACAAAGGUUAGAUAAAAUCCUCGAAACUCCAAAUAUACUAUAUGGCGAACAUCAGAUAAAAAGGGUGAGGGAAAAAACUGUUCUUGGACUCAUAAUUGAUGACCAAUUAAAAUGGAACAGACACAAUGAUGAACAGUGUAAAAAAAUCUCAAGAAGCAUAGCCCUUUUACGAAAAGCUAAAGACUUUGCUUCACAAGAAGAAUUAGUCACAAUUUAUAACUCAUUAGUCUUACCACAUUUUAACUAUUGCUCUACUAUUUGGAAUGAUAAUAACAAAUCUCAUAUCGAUAAAUUAUGGAAAUUACAAAAGAGAGCUGCACGGGUUAUAACUAGUUCUGACUACACUAUUGGAUCAUCCCAAGUUUUUGAAUCCCUUCAAUGGCAUCCAAUAAAAAAUCUAACAAGUCUGCUGAGCUCAGCAACCUUGUAGCAAGCUUGUCAACAAGUUGUAACAAUGUUGUUAUUUAUCAAGUUGCUACAAGGUUGUCACUCACAACUUGUUGACAAAUUGUUGAAUUUCAGAAGAAUACCAAGUUGUUAGAACAAAAUGUAACAAAUCUGUAGAGUUCAACAAGUUGUUAUGGGGAAUAUCACGCGUGCGCACUUCUUUGCUGCGAAAAUUUGCGAUGAGCUGUUUGCCGCACACUAUAGGAACUUUUUGUCACGAAUGACAGAAAAUAUAAACAUGUUAGAUAUAUAUUUGUUGUUCGCGACACGAGUGACAAAAUUCCUGAGUAUUUUCCCUGCACACUAGGACUUUUGUCGCACGUAAUUGGUCACGAAUGACAAGUGUGCGUGCAACUUGCAAGCGUGCGCCUGCCUUAAUAAAAUCGCUUUUUAUAGUGUAAUGAAGAACGAAUAUCUCCUUUCGGUUAUUUAUUAAAAAAGGGAGACUAUAGCUUUUUAUACAGAAUUUCAUGUUGAAUCGAAUAGCAGUUUCGGAAUUUCCAUCGACCAUGCACACAGAUCUCUGCUCACUAUACGAAAGAAAUUUGCGUGCCAGCGACUAAGUGUCGAAUAGCGCAUACAAAUUACUAAGAAAAAUAUUGGUACAAGAAAUGUUGUUAUUUUGCGUUUUCGGCCGGUUAAUUGUUCUUGAAAUGAUAUCAAAAGCUAAAAUAAAUUUGUAAAAAUGUAAAGUAAAAUUCGAAUUUGAGCCUUAAUUUAUAAAACAAACUUCAAAGCAAAGCUAGACAAAAGCGCGCGAAAAUUCCCAGCUGAACCCACGGUGCCAGACAAUGAAUUUUCAGCGGCAUGACUGUUAUUCUGAGGCAAUAAAAAGUAGGUUAAAUAGAUAGAUAGUGUUAAAACUAGGGUUAGAGUUAGGUUAGUGUCUGAGUUAUGACUAACUUUAUGAUCACAUAUACCUUACAAUUUGCUCAAGCUGCUUUGCUCACAUUAAGAUCAUAAACAGCUAAGAGCAAAAUAUUGUCUGUUUGUUAGCCUUAAAACGAGAUUGUCAGGUUUAAAGUCAUGAAUUUCAGAAGUGCACUUUCAACUGAAAGUUAUAGCAAAUGUUUGGUAAUAAAAAAUUCAAAUAAACUCUUCAAGGAAUGCGAAAUUUUUCAGACAAAAAGCGUUGUGGGAAUAUGUUUAUGAAGUGUUUGGGUUGGUUUCCAUGCAUGAAAACGAUGUUUGGAUGCCCUAAAAUUCAUAUUAAAAGUUUGCCAACUUCAGGCAAACAAUUAAAAUUGGCUCGUCCUGUUGCCUACUGUAUAUGUAAUUCUUCUUUCUUUGUUUUUGUAUUCUUAAUGUAUAUUUCUCCAAAUCACACCCCUCAUGGAAAUCAGCUCCUAGUUGUUGAGGCCAGCGUGCCUAAAUAAAUUUUUGUAGCCUAUGUAUGUAUGUAUGUAUAGCCGCUUGAUUAUACUAAAUUAAUUUUGUUUACAAGAGCAGCUAUUUGAACUAGCUUUGCAUGAUAAAUUUACGUGGUCUUUCCACAAACAAUAAUAUUAUAUGUUUUUUCGCCAUGCAAACCUACAAAGAACUUAUUAUUUGAACUAGAUUGAAUACUUAUAAAUUUCUGAAGGGAGAACAACUCUUUUCGCCUUAACUUUAGUUAAUUACAACUCUUCAUGGAACUGUCAAUCAGUCUAUUAAAACAUAGGACAUAGAAUUUCAUGAACAAAGACAAGUCUCAAUGCUUCCUGCUUAGCGUAUACGAUUUAUCAUGUUAACUGUAUGGACUAUAGAGUUGCUUUCCAAAAAUAGAACUGGAAUUUAGUGGUUGAGAAUUGAAUAGAAUUAGUGGUUGAGAAUAGAAGUAGAAAUUUUUUGGCAAAUUAUUUAACAGCAAUGAAUUUCUCCACAGUAUAUACUUGACAAUUCUGCCGCUGUUUGGCAAUAUUUGCGAAAAGGUAAAAAAAAAACAGCUGCAAUGUCUGAAAACGUGCAAUAAAGAUUUAGAAAGUGGUUUUUCCCUCACAUACUAGGCUACUUUAAAUUAAGCAACAAUGUUUCACCGAAAUUAAAUGCUAAAUUAACUCGUGCCGCCAUUUUCGACUUAUUUCAAAAAUUGUCUGCAGAAUGCUCCAACUAAUAUAUAAGCAUUAUGUAUUAUUAUAGCAGUAUGUAAAAAGCGCUUUAUAAAUUAUUAAAUUAUUAUUGUUAUUAGGUGACAAAUUAAAAUUAUUCUGUUUAUAUAUACGGAGUGAGGUUAUAACAGUAUAUCAUGAAUCCAUAUUGUAUUUCAGUAAUAUAACUGGUCAAAAUAGCUUGAUUGAGGGAGAAAACUUUAAAAAUUAUAGCGGAAAGUCAUGGUUUUGGCAAAAUACAAGAAACUUGCGGAUAUAGUAAUGAUAUGACAUGUACAUUACAAACACCUGUGUUGGCUUAAACCAACCAAUUAUAACGCAUUAUUUCUAACGAAUGCGUCGAAUGAGGCACGGUCAUAUUACAUUUAUCCCAUCUGGAACUCAGUUGAAAGUUGACAUUCAUCGCUUCAGUAUGAAAUUCUUUCGUAUCAUCAAGAUUUCUUUGUGGAUUUUUCUGGUGUUUCAGGUGAUGGAUGACUUCGUAGCUGGACAGGUUAACACUAUGAUUCCCAUGGGCCAAUCUGAGACGUUCCCUAUCAUACAUACCCGUAAGUCGAUCUGCUAAACAUUUUUAUAAAUUAUUUUUAAAUAUAGUACUAAAAAUCUCUUGAAUUUUUCGAAUAUAAAAAGAGGGAACGUUUACCGAGGAUUUGUAAUAAGAUUUUGUAGUUCAGUAUAUUCUUGGUUCAAACUUUAAAACGAUCCGCGGCAAACCUUUCCGUACGAUUCUUAUUGAAACGUCCCGGGCAACUUCUUGAAAUUAUAUAUACAAACCGGCGGCACAUACAAUUUUUAUGCCUCGCUAAAAAUCAAUAAAUCAAUAAAUGUAUUUCACCAAAAAUAUUUCACGUUCACCAAAACCUAUUGACUUGUAAUACCCACUUUGCAAAUCAAUAAAAGCAAGUUUCUUAUAGGCUCUGGUAGACAUCAUGACUUUUCUUGUGUCUGUUCUCUUAACCCAAAAGACGCCAUGCAGAUUCUCUCAUGCAUGCAGACCGAAAAUUUUCCAUCUUCACAAAUGAUUUGAAAGUUUCAAAUUUCUCUCGAGAAAUACUAAUUGAUUUUUAUUUUCUAUUGUUCACUUUCAAUCGUUGAAGGAUUGGCAAAGCCAUUGGAAACCUUUUAUAGAUUUUGAAUUUUUCGUCUUUCGAUCUGAGAGAGUAACAAGUCUGGAUUUUUUUCUGUAAAGUGCGGGAAUAAGCGCUUUGAAAUUUCAAGGAAACGUAAGCGUGGGGAAUUCAAUUCAAUUCAAUUCAAAAGUCUUUUUAUAAGAUCAAAAGAUAAAAAUACAUAACUUAUGUUACAAGUAAAUAUUAAGAAUACAUUAGUAAAGUUUACAUCAUAUGAAUAGGUUAUAGUUAAAAAUUAAUCUAUUUGCAAACGACAAUUUAAAACGUUCCGUGUUCACUCUUGGAUACUGACUAAAGAUUGUCCUCAAAGAGUAGCUUGUGGAUUUUUUUCUUGGUAUCAAGUCGACUAUGGCACUCUUCUGAUAUACAGAAGCUUUAAAAAUAUUUCUGUCUUGUAUUUCUAAAAGAUAUCUAAUAUUUCCAGGUUCUGAUAUAUACUUUCGCUUAAAACAUCUGUCAAAAAACCGUUGUAGAGUAUUGAAUUCGGCUGGAGAAGAACCGUAGACGGACAGGCCAAACGUUAUAGUAGAUCAUGGCUAGAAAUCCAAUACAGUAUGCGGUUUGAUCUGCAGGCUCAAAAUUACAUAAAUUGGGGAUUUGCAUAAAUUAAUUACUUGGUAUUAAACAUUGCGGUUCAUUUCUACAAGGAGUUGAACGAGUUAAAGAGUCUUGUUCUGUGCAGCACAGCUGAUUUUAAAAGCAAGAACAAGACUAAACGCGGCAAAUAUAUUGUGAAUAUCUAAAGCCAAAAGGUCAAAACUAUAUCCUGCGUACAUUGAGCUUCAUUAGCAUAUGCGAAUGAAGGGCUUGCAAUUGCUAAUUUCCAUUGCAAAUAGCAAUCUAAUAGCGGAAUAUCAUACAUGUUUAAUACAACAACACUGUAAAAAUAUAUAAGAAACAAUUUAUAUGUAAAAUGCCUCUUUAUUGACCUUUAUUGAUGAAUUUCGUAAAUUGCGAAAUUUGAUUCCCAACAGAAAGCGAGACAGAAAGUGUAUAUUUACCAAGCCAAAUUUCAAAUUUAACCCUUAUUCGCGCUUUUAUUUCUGCAUCCACGAUCAAAUAAACGUUGCAGCGGUAAACACCAUGAAAACCAUAACAACAGUUCUAAAAUGGCGACAAGAAAGCAUUGUAUUGCUUCGAUUUUCAUGUCGUGUUCAGUGUUUAUGUCGGCGCUUGGUCGAUCGAUUGACAACAACUCUGCGGCACUAAAUCGCACUUUUUUAUGGCGUUUGGGAACCUACUUAUGCACCUAUCAAUGUUAAGCCCCAGAGGGGGGGGGGUCGGGCAUAUAUGGGGGAUUUGAUCGAUCUUUGUCUCCCCACUCUCGGGAAUUUGAUCCUUAUUUUCCUCCCGAGGGUGGGGAUAUUUGAAUUCAGCGAUCAGGAGUGAAUAUUUGAAACCGGAAGUUGUGACCGGAAGUUGUGAGCCUGGGACGAAUGACUUCGCUUCCAUUUUGAAGGAAAUUUCCUUUUUGAAGGAAAUUUAUAAACUAAUUGAAUGAAAUUAUCAGGAAAUUCGAAUCUGAAGGAAAUUUCGGAAGAUUGAAGGAAAUGUGAAGGAAAUUGCCUUAUUUCUAAAAAAAUCCUAAGAAUACGACAAUUUCCAAGGAAAUGCGCUUCAAAAUAUGCUGAAAAUCCUGUCCUGCGAGAUGCAAAAUCUUUUCUUUUUUCAAAAAUACAGCCCCUGCCACGUCUAUGUUUCUUCUAGAACAAGAAAUACCCCGUUAUUUGAGAUAAAUUAGUAAAUUACUAUAAAAUCAGUUUUAAGGAAUUUUUUCAAAAAUAAGGAAAUUUUGAACGGUUAGAAGAAAAUUAUGUUUUUUGAAAAUGGAAGCACUGCUUUCGUGGUCUUGGUCACAGAAUAAAGACAUACAGAAGUGUAACUUCCAUUACAAAACCGUAAGGCCUUUUUUACCGAAAUAGCUGGCGGCCAUGUUCUUAGCAAGUGCCCUAAAGAGAGGCAUUCACCCCCCUGGAAUAUUAAAUUUUCAAUAUGUUUUCAGGGGGGUGACUGCCUCUCUUUAGGGCACUUGCUAAGAACAUGGCGGACUGAAAAAAUCCCUUACGCUCUUUUAAUAAGAAGAUACACUUCUGUAUGUCUUUAUUCUGUGUCUUGGUCAAGGACUGUUAUAUUUCAAUAUUAAAAUAUAUUCGAAGUCGCUGCAUUUUUUGAAGGUAUUGUGUUGUUUUGAAUAUAUUUUUGAAUAUAUAAUAAGGUUGUUUUGAAUAUAAGCCCCACAGUGGGGAAUUUGAUCACAUUUGACUUAGAUUUCCAGUCCCACAGUGGGGCUUUUGAUCGAAAAUUUGCACAAAAAGUCAAAUCCCCCAUAUAUGCCCGACCCCCCCCCCUCUGGGGCUUAACAUUGAUAGGUGCAUUAAAGACGAAGAUACGUCCCAAAAGGCUUCGCAAAACAAAGAAUAAAUAUUCUCGAGUGUAUUUAGACGUGCACAUUACAGCCAAACCAACUGAUUAUUCCAAAAUAAAGGCUUACUUUGGCCAACUUUGGCCAAUUAUUGGGAUUUAAUAGACACUUGUAUGGGGAAUAAGAGGUAAGAAGCUAUCGAGCUAGGGAACUCAUUUAGCCUUGUCAGUUUGUCGCGAUAUUUGUUCUAAUUAAUAUUUGUGUUAUAUACUGACGUUUUAGACGUGCACAUGUGAGAAUUUGUAAGGUUAUAAAACAAAAAAACAGAAAUAUAGUUUUUCCUCUAUCAAUUCUAUACAUUGCCGCCAUUUUGAAUUUAUUUAAUUUGCGCUCUGCAUGCAUGCUUUUCCGCCAUACUGUAUUGGAUUUCUAGCCAUGAUUACUAGGGUCUUAAAUAGAUAAUCUAUCUCACAUUGGCUAUAGCCUUCUGCCCUGAGUGUUCGUAUAACGUACAAGCAUUUGUUUGCUUCAGGGCGCUGUAAAACACGGGCGAAAAAGGUACAAUUCGAACUGAAUUCACAUUGCAAUGGAUUUGGGAACUGUGCUAUUACUAUAUAGACAAAAUCUUUUUUUCGGAUUCUUAAUCACGGCUGAUUAUAUAGGGAAUGUUGUAGUGUAGAUAUAAGUCUGAGAUCACACUCACGAGGAUCGAUUGUUUUUGCAAAACAACUUCGUUCGUGUGUUUGUUUAUAAGAUGAAAAAAAGACGAAGACAAAAUUUUUUAAACGGCUGUUGACAGUUGUCGUAAACCCUGCAACUGGAAUGUGUGUUUGGAUAUCGGGUAUGUUCAAUCACAUGUAUUUUUGUCGAGUUCGCCCAGAUGAAGCGCCAUAAAUUGAUAAAAACAGCAAGUUCUUUUUUUCAAGCGAUAGUUUGUUUUUGCAGUUUUACAAGCGCGGAAAAUUUUUAACUUUUAAAUAUUUCAUGCGCAAUAUAUGAAAACUAGUUUUAUUUUGAUGUUUUUGUAUAAUUUAAGUACAUAAUUUUCUGAAAAUCACUAAAUGAUAAUGGGCUUUUUAAAUUUUUAAACAUUAUUUUGCCCUUAUUUUUGACAUGCACAUGCCGAAAUCUACACAUGGAAUUCAAGCAAGCGAUAGUUUGUUGUCGCAGUUCUACAAGCGCGGAAAAUUUUUAACUUUUAAAUAUUUCAUGCACAAUAUAUGAAAACUAUUUUUAUUUUGAUGUUUUUGUAUAAUUUAAGUACGUAAUUUUCUGAAAAUCACCAAAUGAAAAUGGGCUUUUUUAAUUUUUAAACACGUUUGCCCUUAUUCAGUUUGACAUGUGCAUGCCGAAAUAUACACAUGGAAUAGCAUUGCCUUCCACUUCGCGUUUUAAAUCUGACACCCUAUGAAGCAAGCUGGAAAAAAGUAUGUUUAAACAAAAAAGACCAUUCUCAUUUGAUGAUUUUCAGAAAAUUAGGUACUUAAAUUAUACAAAAACAUCAAAAUAAAACUACUUUUCAUAUACGGUGCAUGAAAUAUUUAAAAGUUAAAAAUUUUCCGCGCUUGUAAAACUGCGACAACAAACUACAUCGCUUGCUUGUAUUCCAUAUGGCAUUGUGUAGAUUUGGCAUGCACAUGUCAAAAAUAAGGGCAAAAAAAUGUUUAAAAUUUUAAAAAGCCCAUUCUCAUUUGGUGAUUUUCAGAAAACUAGGUACUUAAAUUAUACAAAAACAUCAAAAUAAAACUAGUUUUCAUAUAUUGUGCAUGAAAUAUUUAAACUAGUUAAAAAUUUUCCCCGCUUGUAAAACUGCGACAACAAACUACAUCGCUUGCUUGUAUUCCCUAUGGGCUAUGGCAUUGUGUAGAUUUUGGCAUGUGCAUGUCAAAAAUAAAGGCAAAAAAUGUUUAAAAAUUAAAAAAGCCCAUUAUCAUUUGGUGAUUGGCAAAAAAUUAGGUACUUGAAUUAUCCAAAAACAUCAAAAUGAAGCUAGUUUUCAUAUAUUGUACAUGAAAUAUUUAAAGGUCAAAAAUUUUCCGCACUUGUAAAACUGCGACAACAAACUAACGCUUGCAUAGGUUUGGCAUGCACAUGUCAAAAAUAAGGGCGAAAAAAUGUUUAAAAGUUAAAAAAGCCCAUUAUCAUUUGGUGAUUUUCAGAAAAUUAGGUACCUAAAUUAUCCAAAAACAUCAAAAUAAAGCUAGUUUUCAUAUAUUGUGCAUAAAAUAUUUAAAAGUUAAAAAUUUUCCGCGCUUGUAAAACUGCGACAACAAACUACAUCGCUUGCUUGUAUUCCAUAUGGCAUUGUGUAGAUUUUGGCAUGUGCAUGUCAAAAAUAAAGGCAAAAAAUGUUUAAAAAUUAAAAAAGCCCAUUAUCAUUUGGUGAUUGGCAAAAAAUUAGGUACGUGGAUUAUCCAAAAACAUCAAAAUGAAGCUAGUUUUCAUAUAUUGUGCAUGAAAUAUUUAAAGGUCAAAAAUUUUCCGCGCUUGUAAAACUGCGACAUCGCUGUGAACAUUAUGCAAUUUGGAGUCUUUUGGCGGACAUUUCAGUUGCAUAUUGUAAGUACGAAAACAGAAAUAAAACAACCUUUAACAUAGUAAAAACGGAAUUUUCUGCUUGUUCCUUAUCAUUGAAUAUUUUCCUUAACUUUUAUAUUGCAUUUGAAUGCCUGAAUAUGUUAAUGAAAAUGUUUCCAAUGUUUUCUAAAUUGACAAUUGUUUUCUAACUUUAUCAAAACAAGAUCACAAGUUGUGUCAUUGUAAAUUACGCAAGUGACCUGGUCAUAAAUCUUUGAAUUAAAAAAAAAUCCCACAAAAGCCCAUUUUCUAACCUUUUCAGGUCGAAAGUAUAACUAAUUAUAGAUAAUUUAAAGGGUUGAAGUUAAUGCCUGAAAAAUGUAAAUAUAUUUUAUGAUAAAAUCGCUAUGCCUUCAAAUAAUUUCACAUUUUAAAAAUGUUUUUCCAACUCCAGCGAUGUAAUUUGCAAUACUAAUUAAUUGCCAGAGUCUCUAUUUUAUAACAAGUUAAUUUUUUUCCAUUUUAAGGAUAAAUUUACCUUACAAUUUGCACUCUUUGAUUGUCCUUUAAAUAUUUUUGUCUCUUGUUUUUGCCUCGCUUCAUCUUUAAAAAUCCCGCUUAAUCCGCGCAUUUCGCACGCUCGCGCCAGUCUCCCGUGCAUCACACAUGGAUCAGGCAAAUAUUAGCGCGUUUCACCGCCCGUGUUUUACUACGCCCUGGUUUGCUUUGACCAAUUUACCUCGCACAUGACUGGUGAGCUUGAUAUUGUCUUGAAAAGUAGUACCUAAAAUGGGAAGUUCUUUGCAUUGGGGUAUAUUAUAAACAUUGUCAAGUUGAUCAUUAAUUAAUUAUAUCCCUUCUUCCGGAUGAUAAACUCUUUACAUUUAAAAAUCAUCUCUUUAAAUCAUGUUACGUACAUCAGCAAUAAGGCGCGCAGAGAGUUCUACGCACAGUUUAUCAACGAAAAUGGAAAUGACCAAAAUAGACUGUUUAGAGCAACAAAUGCCCUCCUCCACCCGAAGGAUGAAGUGUGCUUCCCUGAUUACUCUGACGAUACAUCACUUGCGAAUGACAUUGGCCAUUUUUUCUAUACUCGUAAAGAGCUUGACGCUGUGGUUAUUGAUCAAUGUGAUAGUUCUCGACUAAUAAAUGACCCUAAGUUUGGUUUUAAUCAAAGUCUGGAGAAAUUCGAGGUUCUUUCAACUGACAUGGUGUCCCAGCUUAUUCAGAAAUCAGCGAAGAAGAGUUGCGCCCUAGAUCGUAUGCCUACAUCACUCGUGGUCAAGAGUCUAAAUGAAUUGCUACCUGUUAUUACCUGCAUGAUCAACUCCUCCCUCUCGCUAGGUUAUUUUCCUUCUGCUUGGAAAUUCACCCUUGUCGAUCCAAGGCUCAAGAAAACUGGUCAACCUGCAUCGCUAUCAAAUUUAAGACCAAUAAGUAAUCUCCAGUUUGUUUCUAAACUGACGGAAAGAGCUGUAAGUGACCAGACACUUGAACACAUUAAAUGUUCAGAUAUAUACCCAAUCCUACAAUCAGCAUAUCGAGCUGGUCAUAGUACGGAAACAGCCUUACUAAAAGUACAUAAUGACAUCAUGUGCUCUAUGGACCAACAAAGAGUCUCACUACUAGUACUUUUAGACUUGAGUGCUGCAUUUGACACUGUAGAUCAUCAAGUGUUAUUACGUCGUCUUGAGGUCAGCUUUGGAAUAACAGGUACUGCCCUUAAAUGGUUUAAAUCCUACUUAACUAACAGAUCUCAACGUGUGCUAAUAAAUGGUAACUACUCCGAAAGUUUCUCUCUCCCUCAUGGUGUUCCUCAAGGCUCUUGUCUCGGUCCGUUGCUUUUCACAAUCUACGCAAGCAAGCUAUUCGAAAUAGUUAAGUGUCACCUGCCAGACGUGCAUGCGUAUGCUGAUGAUACUCAAUUAUACCUUUCUUUUAAGCCGGACGGUGCUACUAAUGAGCUUGAUGUAAUAUGUGCACUACAGAAUUGUAUCAAGGAUAUCAGGACUUGGAUGACAGUUGAUAAGCUUAAACUGAAUGAUGGGAAGACAGAGUUUUUAAUAAUUGGAACUGCUGCUCAGCUCAAAAAGGUUAACAUCUCUAGUAUUGUCAUUGGUCAAGAUAGUGUUCCAGUAGUAUCGUGUGCCAGAAAUCUCGGAGUAUGGUUUGAUAACAAUCUUAAUAUGUCACAUCAUAUAAAUAAGACUUGUCAAUCUGUAGUAUAUCAUCUUCAUAACAUUAGACGUAUUCGAACGUUUUUAAGCUAUCAAGAUAGAAAGUCUGUGGUCCAAGCACUAAUAAUGUCAAGGAUAGACUACUGUAACAGUCUUCUAUUUGGUGUCACAGAUGUACAUCUGUCUAAACUACAACGGCUGCAAAAUACAGCAGCACGUCUUAUCUGUUCUAUCCCUAAACAUGAUCACAUCACUCCGACUCUCAUCAAACUACACUGGCUUCCCGUUCGAUUAAGGAUCAAGUUCAAAAUUGCCAUGCUUGCUUUUAAAUGUAUCCAUCAGUAUGCACCUCUCUAUCUUGUCGAUCUUUUAAAAGUAAGAAAGACAUCGUGCUAUAGUCUAAGAUCUAACGAAGGCACACUGCUUGAAGACUACAGCACAAAAACAAAGAAAACACUCGGUGACAGAGCAUUUGUAACCUCCGCUCCAAAAAUCUGGAAUGAAUUACCUAUGUAUAUUAGAAAUCUGCAUAACUUUAGUAUUUUCAAGAAAUUAGUUAAGACUUAUUAUUUUGAAGAAGCCUUUAAUGUAAAUACUUCAUGUAACAUAUAAUCUAUAUAAUCUUCUUUAUAUUUUUAGUUAGUAACCAUUCAGCAUAGAAUAAUUUUAGUGUAAUUAUGUUUUGUGAUGCGCAUUUGAUCAUAUACUAUAACAUGUUAAUUUGCGCAAUAUAAAUAUUAAAUAUUAUUAUUAUUAUUAUUACAUUUACCAGGGAUACAAGUCAUAAAAUUAUCGUCAGACCAUCUCAGGAAUUGUCCAACUGUAUCUGUUGAUGUAUCAGGACCGUCACUCCAAACAGGCACUAUUAUAUUUGAAUCGUCCGCAUAUUUAAAAAGAGCGUUCUCACCGUCUAUGUCCACCUCUAAAUCAUUUAGGAAAAUAUUAAAGGAAUGUCAAUGCAACGACAACUGCUAAUCAUGACAAAAGUACAGAAUAUAGUCUAAUAAAUGUAUAUAAAUUACCACUCGAUAAUUUCCAUCUACAAUAUACCCUUCAACUAUGGAUUGAAUUUCGGCUCGUCUCAGCCUAUAUACAAUCCAACGAAAACCAGUUUUUUUCCAGCGACCUCGCGAAGAAGUACUCAAAUUAUUUUCGACGUUUGCAUGUAAAUAAUUGAAAUUUUCCAAAAUGUUUGAGUAAGUUUGAGUAAGUGUGAAGGAUGCUUUGGAGAUAGGUCGACUCCUGAAAAUAUACUUAUGUUAUAUAAAGUCUUUAUACUCUGAUGAAAUUUGCGUACGGGAUAUGGAAGUUAGCCUCAGUUAUCACUUUGCAACAUGCCUGAGACAGACAUUUCAAAACAAACAUAAUUUCUUUCUGCAUGGUUAGUGCCAGCGAGAUAUCUAAAAAUGUGGUUUUGUUGAUAUCGAAAACGUGUGCUGUACAAUUAAGCAAAAGUCAUUAACAGUCCUUUAAGAAUUCUAAAGGUGCAAAGCGAGAUAUCUAAAUAUUCGGUCUUGCUGAUAUUGAAAACGUGUGCUGUACAAUUAAGCAAAAGUCAUUAACAGUCCUUUAAGAAUUCAAAAGGAUAUUUAGGAUGGACAGGGAAUGGGACUAAUGGAUAAGGACUAUAUUUAUUACGCAGGCGUUAGGGUGUCCCUCAUGGCCAAAAGUGCACUUAAUACAACAGAAAUUUAUUGUAAAUAUUUGAUCGAAAAAUUCAAAUUAUUAACUCUGCGAGGGAAAUGAAGUUUGUCAGACAAAAAACCUUACACUAAUGUUUUGAUAAAGAGAUUGAGUUGGUUUCCAAGUAAACGAUGCUUGUCAUAUCGAACAUUUACAGACUAAGAGCCCUAUAGCCCCUUAAACACACUAAAAUAAUUUUGUUUUCAAGUGCAGCUAUUUGAACAACAUCGAAGAUUCAUGAAACUUUCAAACAGCCUAGCAUGGCAAAUAAAAUUUUAUGACGAAUACAAGUCCCCAUGCAUCCUGCUUAUAGCAUACAAUUUCUCAUGUUAACUGGUCUAGAUCUGCUAUCGCAAAAAUAUGCAACUGGAAUUUAGUUUGUUGAGAAUUGAAUUCUGAAAAUGAAAAUUUAUUGCAAAUUAUUUAAAAGCAAUGAAUUUCUGCACAGCACUUUCCGACACGACAAUUCUGCGACAGUUUGACAAUAUUUGUGAAAAGGUAAAAAACAACAGCUGCAAUGUCCGAAAACGUGCAAUAAAACAUUUGGAGAGUUGUUUUUCCCUCCCAUACUACCAUAAGCAACAACGUUUCACCGAACUUGAAGUCGUCUAAAUUAAAUGCCAAAUCAACUAAUGCCCCCAUUUUUUACUUAUGUAUAAUACGCUUCAAAAAUGUCUGCAAAAUGCUUCAACUAAUAUAUAAGCAUUAUACAUUAGGCAUGAUUAGGUGACAAAUUUAAAUUAUGUCUUACGGAGUGAGGUUAUAACAGUAUAUCAUAAAUCCAUAUUGUAUUUCAGUAAUGUAAGGUCUAAAUAGCGUGAUUGAGGGAGAAACUUUAAAAAUGAUAGCGGAAAGUCAUGGUUUUGGCAAAGUGCAAGAAACCUGCUGAUAUGGUAAUUUAAUAAAAAAUGCCUGACUAAUGCGUUUCAAAUAUGUUUGUAGCAUUAAAUGACAUAUAUAUUAUAAACACCUGUGCUGGCUUAAACCAACCAAUUAUAACCCAUUAUUUCUCACGAAUGAGUCGUACGAUCGAGCACGGUCGUAUUACAUUUAUCCCAUCUGGAAAUCAGUUGAACUAGUUGAAAUUCAUCUCUUCAAUAUGAAAUUCUUUCGUAUCAUCAUGAUUUCGUUGUGGAUUUUUCUGGUGUUCCAAAUGCUGGAUGAAUUCACAGCUGCACAGCUUAAUACUAUGAUUUCGAUAGGCCAAUCUGACACGUUCUCUAUCAUAUUUGCCCGUAAGUCCAUCAUCUUUACUUUUUUAUAUACAUUUGUUUUAAAUAGUACUGUGAGUCUCUUGAAUUUGUCCAAUUGGAAAAAAAUGGAACUUUUACAGAGGAUUUACAAUAGGUUUUUGCAGUUCAAAGCCGAUAUACUCUGGGUUCAAAUUUUAAAACGACCCGCGGCAAACCAUUCCGUACGCUUCUCAUGGAAACGUCCCGAGUAACUUCUUGAAAUUAUAUGACAAACGGCACAUAGAAUUUCUAUGCCUCGCUGAAAAUAUAUUAAUGCAUUUCACGCUCAGCAAAACCUAUUAAUACCCUCUUUGUAAAUCAAUAAUAGGAAGUUUAUUAAACGUUUUAUACUCUGGUUGAUUUUCCUUGUGUCCGCUUUCUUGGCUCAAAAGACGGGAAAUUCUUUCGCAUAGCAGACCGAAAAUUUUCAAUCCUCACAAAUGAUUUGGAAGACAAAGAGAAUUGAGUGCAAGUUUCAAAUUUCUCUCGAAAAAAUACUAAUACAUUUUUACUUUUCUAUGAUUCACUUCCGAUCGUUAAAGAUUGACAAAGAUUGGAAACAUUUUUUUAGAUUUUGAAUUUUUCUCUUUUGAUCUGAGAGAGUAAUAAAAUAAGUCUGGAUUUUUUUCUGUAAAAUGCAGGAAUAAGUGCAUGCUGUGAAAUUUCAAGGAAGAUUAAGCGUGGGGAAUGUCAAUGCAAAGACAGCUGCCAAUCAUGACAAAAGUACAGAAUAUUCGACAAUUGUUCGCCGAAGGCGAGGUGAUUAUCGGUGAAUAGAAACCGAGACGAAGUCGAGGUUUGUAUUCACGAUAAUUACCGAGCCUGAGGUGAAUAAUUGUUUUAGUAUAAUUUCAUUAUUUGGAAAAAAGUAAAAAACUUGAAAGAUAACGGUUAUCACUUUGUUGAUUGUUUUAUACAUUAUAAGACCCAAAUUUCUAAGAACGUCUUUUUUCUAGGUUAUCCCUGCAGUUUAUAUAGAAUUCAAAAUCUUAACCGAACAGUAUAGUCGGACCCGUGUAAUAAUCCGUGCAGCUCAUUGCCCCAGACGCUACUGCAAUAAUCAAAAUGUGGUUGGAUCAACGAGUUAUAAAUUAUGACGAGGACUGACAGUGGGAGAUAUAAUUUUAACAGCCAGAUAGCUGCAAUUACCUUGGUUACUUUUUCGGUAAUCGUGAUUAUAUGUUCAUCCCAAGAAAAGAGCUCAUCCAAUUCAAUUAUGCCUAAGCUUUUGUAUGUUUUAACAUGCUUAAUAUUAUCGGUCGAUUAGCCGAAUUAUCAGGUUGAUUAUGUAUGGUUGCUAACUUGUGGCGCGUGCAUGGAUAUAUAAACAUACAUUUAAUUCUAAGAGCGUGUAAGCUUAGUUUAUUAGAAUCGAGCCAACUUUUUAGGAUAUUUAAGUUUCUGUUCAUGGCAGAGAAAACUUGGUUGUAGUCUUUGUCCACAUAUAUCAAAUUUGUGUCAUCAACAAAAAGACGGCAGUCAGACUUGAAAUUACAAUCUGGUAGAUCGCUUAUACAUAUUAGAAAUAGAAGUGCUCCCAAAAUAGAUCCCAUACU